Cariama cristata (Red-legged seriema) is the source of this 1665-nucleotide messenger RNA. RefSeq names its product armadillo repeat containing 9 (gene ARMC9). The transcript is spliced from 17 exons. The annotation marks the transcript as partial. NCBI's taxonomy places the organism in Eukaryota, Metazoa, Chordata, Aves, Cariamiformes, Cariamidae. Gene Ontology annotation, biological process: cilium assembly. The record is from RefSeq and is a predicted model, not a curated record. Gene Ontology annotation, cellular component: ciliary basal body; ciliary tip; centriole.
GGAUAUUACUCUAUGAGCCCUUGUGAUGACGGAUAUGCUUCCACAAUGUUAAGACCAUCUUUAACCACUGUGGAGAUGCAGGAUAUGCCAUUGUUGCCCUCUUUGGAUUAUGAGAAGCUGAAGAAAGAUUUGAUUAUGGAGAACGACCGUCUCAAGGCCUUCUUACUGCAGGCUCUGUGCUGGCGCUUGACAACUUCAUAUCCUGGAGAACAGAGAGACACUAUCCUGCAAGCCUACAUCAGUAAUGACCUCCUAGAUUGCCAAAGCAACUGUCAGAGAAGUGUCCUCAAAUUACUACAUUCUAAAAGUGAGAUAGUCAGACAGUAUAUGGCAAGGCUCAUCCAUGCUUUUGCUUCACUGGCAAAAGGUCGUGUCUACCUUUCUCAGAACCCAACGUUGCUGCAAAUGCUGGAGGAGAGACUGGAAGCUGAACGCAAGGAUUCCCUUACAUGGGAGAAUGUUCUGGGGGCUCUGCAGAAAUUCAGCCUCAGGCGUGCAGUGCAGUCGGAAAUGAUCAAAGAUGGGCUCAUUUUCUGGCUGGUUGAUGUUCUAACAGAUACAGAUGGCCUGUCUGAUUACGCGCUGGAGUAUUCUGUUGCCUUACUCAUGAAUCUUUGUCUGCGGAGUGCAGGGAAGAAAAUAUGUGCAAGGAUCGCAAACGAUGUGCUCAAAGUUCUCUCUGAUCUUCUUGGCCGUGAGAAUCAUGAGAUACAACCAUAUGUGAAUGGAAUACUGUAUAGCAUUCUUGCCGUCCCUUUGGUCCGAGAAGAAGCCAGAGCAAUGGGAAUGGAAGAAAUUCUGCACUGCGUUACCAAGGAAGGAAAUGCAGAGAUGAUCCAACAGAUUGAAUUUGUUAUCAAGCAGCUCAAUUCAGAAGAGCCGUUAAAUGAUAGUAUUGUGUCUGAUGAUGAAGAGGAAGAGAAGGAGGAGGAAGAGGACCAUAACAUCAUGGAGACUGAUCUGAACAAAGAUGAGGUUUUGCAGCCUCAACUGGGAGAGCUUGCAGGAGAGAAGCUGCUAACAACUGAGUACUUGGGAAUAAUGACUCAUACUCCAAAACUCAAGAAGCAGCUGUUUCCUAGAGUCCGUCAGAGUAUAGAUAAGCCUCUUCAGAGACCUGUGACGCCAGGUUAUCGCAGAACUGUGUACCUAAUGCCAGAAAACAAUACCAAUUCUUGUCAUGAUAGGGAUGAGAAGCUGCAGUCUCUGCCGAGUGAUCAUCCUCCCGUUUAUGGACGUAGCAAGUCCAGCAUUUCUGACCUCUGCAUUUCCCCUUCAGCAGUUGAAAUGAAGUCAUCUAAAAUAUUCUCAUCACGCCAUGGGAUGGACCGAAGCGUCUCAGCUGGUGCCAAUAUCUUGUCUUCCCGAUCUACUGACUUCAAGAAGGACAAAGUAAAUGAACAAUUGCAUAGGGAGUUUCUCUCAGCCUUCACCAGCAGACCUAAGAUUCCUCGCACUCCUGACGUGCAGAGUGUCAGCCCUAGAAGGAAAGAGUUCCCGGUCAUUGCCCCCCAGUUCUCUCAAUCUGAAUCCCAACAAACAAGGCGUCUCAGGUCCUCAAGAUCAUCCACAAGGAGCAGACAGAUUUGGAUCCCUGUGUACGUCUACACUGCAACUGAAUGUAGACCAGAUGUCAGUUCAGAAGAUGGGCUCAAGGCAGCCUAG